AUGGAAAGAACGGACGCGAACGACACGCCGUUGGAUGACAAAGCAAGGAGAAUGAGAGAUCUGCUAUCCAGUUUCUACUCUCCAAUCCCUUCACCGUCUUCCAAUUCCGCUAAUGCAUUUUCCAAACACGCCUCACCCGACGACAUCAAUUCCCCUUCAUUCCAACCCCAUCUCCACAUGAACGCCCUGGCACGCAAGUCGAAUUUGGAAGGGCUACUACAGAGACACGUUGAAAUGGUAGCUGAAAUAAAGAAUCUCGACACUGACCUGCAAAUGCUCGUCUACGAGAAUUAUAACAAGUUCAUCUGCGCCACAGAUACUAUAAAGAGGAUGAAGAGUAAUAUUUUGGGGAUGGAAGCAAAUAUGGAACAGCUUCUAGAGAAGAUAAUGUCUGUGCAGUCAAGGAGUGACAGCGUCAACACUUCUUUAUGUGAGAAUAGGGAGCAUAUAGAGAAAUUGCAUCGGACACGCAAUCUUCUUCGUAAGAUUCAGUUCAUAUAUGAUCUACCUGAUAGACUAGGCAAGUGCAUCAAGUCUGAGGCCUAUGCAGAUGCAGUCAGGUUCUACACUGGUGCAAUGCCAAUUUUUAAGACAUAUGGAGAUUCAUCAUUCCUAGAUUGUAAGCGAGCAUCUGAAGAAGCAAUAGCUAUUAUAGUAAAAAACUUGCAGGGAAAGCUAUUUUCAGAUUCUGAAUCAAUGCAAGUGAGAGCUGAGGCUGCAGUACUCCUUAAGCAGUUGAAUUUCCCGGUGGACAAUUUGAAAGCAAAGCUACUCGGGAAGUUGGAGCUUUCCCUUACUGACAUUCAGUUUAUCCCUGAAAUAAUAGAGAGUGUUUCAUCCUCUGCUCAUGAGGCAGCCGUUCAUGAGUUCGUGGGGGCCAUUCGUGCAUUUCGAGUAAUAUUUCCGGAUUCAGAAAAGCAAUUAGUUAAACUUGCUCAAGAUUUAAUCACCAAACACUUUCUAAGAAUUGAGGAGUAUGUAAAGACACGAAUUGGUGCUGCAGAUCUACUUGGGGUUCUUCGAGUUAUCUGGAAUGACGUGCUCCGGAUGGAUGAAGUCUUACAGGAAACUUCUCUCUCUAAUCAUUCUCUUGAGUCUGCCAAGGUUGCUGUCAAGCUGUAUAUUACAAGUGCAUUUUCUCAUCUAAUGCAAGACAUCUCAGAUUCCCUCUUAAAAGUACUGAAACGGGAGGGAGCAGAGGAGCACUCACUAGAAGUUGCUCUUGAUACUAGCAUAAAAGCGAUUUUCCACGGAGGCGGGAACAUUUUGCUGGAUAUCCACAAAAUUCUAGAUGACGACUUGGAGAUUGUAGAUAAACUAAGAGACUUAAUAAUUGAAUGGGUUCAAGAAGGAUUUCAAGACUUUUUUGGGCAACUUGAGGUUCAGUUCCUAUUGUUUUCAGGAACAAACAAUUCUUCAGUUACUCAAAUUCAUCGUUUGACAGAGGGAGCCCUAGGUGACAAAGCCUUUCCUAGUCUUAUCUUAGUGAUGGCACAAUUGUCCGCUUUCAUUGGACAGACUGCCAUCCCAAAAAUCACUGAGGAAUUAGCAGAUUCCUUUUCUGGUUGUAAUGUUGGAGGUUAUGACUACGGACUGAGCUUUGUUCAGAUCUGUCAGAAAUUUAGGAUAACCGGUGAAAAAUUCUUGCACAUGUACAUAAAUAUCAGAUCUCAGCGAAUAUCACUUCUCCUACAGAAGAGGUUUGCCACACCUAAUUGGAUUAAGCAUAAGGAGCCAAGAGAAGUUCAUAUGUUUGUUGAUUUAUUUCUUCGGGAGCUCAAAGUUACAGGCAAUGAAGUGAAGCAAAUUUUGCCUCAAGAUAUACGAAAGCACCAUAGGGCUAAUAGUAAUGGAAGUACUGCUUCAUCGAGAAGUAACUCCUUCCGAGAGGAGAAGUCAAGUCGGUCUAAUAUUCAGAAGGCAAGGAGCCAUCAACUUUUGGAAACACAUCUGGCGAAACUGUUUAAGCAAAAGGUUGAAAUUUUCUCCAAAGUAGAAUAUACGCAGGAAUCAGUGGUUAUGACCAUUGUUAAAUUGUGCCUUAAAAGCUUACAAGAAUUUGUUCGGCUCCAAACUUUUAACCGGAGUGGAUUCCAGCAAAUUCAGUUGGAUGUUCAGUUCAUAAGGACUCCAUUAAAAGAAAUAGUUGAAGACGAGGCCGCAAUGGACUUCUUGCUUGAUGAGGUUAUUGUUGCUGCUGUAGAGCGAUGCCUUGAUCCAAUUCCAUUGGAGCCCCCCAUAUUGGACAUACUUAUACAAGCAAAGCUGACAAAAAAUAGGGAACAGAUUAUAAUCUCUUCAUAA
Molecule: messenger RNA, 2304 nt
Organism: Abrus precatorius (Indian licorice)
Lineage: Eukaryota; Viridiplantae; Streptophyta; Magnoliopsida; Fabales; Fabaceae
Product: vacuolar protein sorting-associated protein 51 homolog
Exons: 20
Coding region: 1-2304 (767 amino acids)
Biological process (GO): lysosomal transport; Golgi vesicle transport; retrograde transport, endosome to Golgi
Cellular component (GO): GARP complex; EARP complex; membrane
Source: RefSeq, a predicted model, not a curated record